Molecule: messenger RNA, 1308 nt
Organism: Oncorhynchus keta (chum salmon)
Lineage: Eukaryota; Metazoa; Chordata; Actinopteri; Salmoniformes; Salmonidae
Product: probable inactive protein kinase DDB_G0270444
Exons: 5
Coding region: 1-1005 (334 amino acids)
Source: RefSeq, a predicted model, not a curated record
AUGUCAGCAUCAACUGUCAGUUGGCUUUUCAUAGCCGAGUAUUCAGAUGCAGGAGGGAGAAAACAGCAGGUCUGGGACAAGGCAGCACAUCUGGUGAACAGGGCAUUGAAACAGCAGGUCCAGAACAAGGCAGCACAUCUGGUGAACAGGGCAUUGAAACAGCAGGUCCAGAACAAGGCAGCACAUCUGGUGAACAGGGCAGAGAAACAGCAGGUCCAGAACAAGGCAGCACAUCUGGUGAACAGGGCAUUGAAACAGCAGGUCCAGAACAAGGCAGCACAUCUGGUGAACAGGGCAGAGAAACAGCAGGUCCAGAACAAGGCAGCACAUCUGGUGAACAGGGCAGAGAAACAGCAGGUCCAGAACAAGGCAGCACAUCUGGUGAACAGGGCAGAGAAACAGCAGGUCCAGAACAAGGCAGCACAUCUGGUGAACAGGGCAUUGAAACAGCAGGUCCAGAACAAGGCAGCACAUCUGGUGAACAGGGCAGAGAAACAGCAGGUCCAGAACAAGGCAGCACAUCUGGUGAACAGGGCAUUGAAACAGCAGGUCCAGAACAAGGCAGCACAUCUGGUGAACAGGGCAGAGAAACAGCAGGUCCAGAACAAGGCAGCACAUCUGGUGAACAGGGCAUUGAAACAGCAGGUCCAGAACAAGGCAGCACAUCUGGUGAACAGGGCAUUGAAACAGCAGGUCCAGAACAAGGCAGCACAUCUGGUGAACAGGGCAGAGAAACAGCAGGUCCAGAACAAGGCAGCACAUCUGGUGAACAGGGCAUUGAAACAGCAGGUCCAGAACAAGGCAGCACAUCUGGUGAACAGGGCAGAGAAACAGCAGGUCCAGAACAAGGCAGCACAUCUGGUGAACAGGGCAUUGAAACAGCAGGUCCAGAACAAGGCAGCACAUCUGGUGAACAGGGCAGAGAAACAGCAGGUCCAGAACAAGGCAGCACAUCUGGUGAACAGGUCAGGGUUCAAGAGCCAGAAACUGGUUCAGCAAAUAUAAAGGUACUCCUUAAAUAUAAAGUUGACUUUUGACACAAAUUAAAACGUGUCAGUUUCAUGGAGGUUGGAGCGACAACGUUCCGCUACAUCAGACAUUGGCUCCCGUCUAGAUUGCGCCUUUUAGAUGUCGACAAAAAUGAACCAAGGUAGAUUUUAUUCACUAAUCUCAUUGCCUUCUGAAACCCCAAAACCUGUUGGUUCCGUUUCACAGAGAGAUCCUGGAAGUCUCACGAUGUUGAGCCUCUGGGAAACUCUCUGGUCUGAAGCUGUAAAACCAGCACGUAUUCAGUCUGCCUUUUCGAUA